This is a messenger RNA of Aptenodytes forsteri (emperor penguin), 4531 nucleotides long. RefSeq names its product derlin 1 (gene DERL1). Gene Ontology annotation, molecular function: misfolded protein binding; ubiquitin-specific protease binding. Gene Ontology annotation, cellular component: Hrd1p ubiquitin ligase ERAD-L complex; endoplasmic reticulum membrane. Bases 1 to 744 code for a protein of 247 amino acids. The record is from RefSeq and is a predicted model, not a curated record. Lineage: Eukaryota; Metazoa; Chordata; Aves; Sphenisciformes; Spheniscidae. The transcript has 9 exons. Gene Ontology annotation, biological process: endoplasmic reticulum unfolded protein response.
AUGAUGCAGAACCAAAGCCCAUGUGCAGAAGAAGCCCUGGGAGACUCUCUGAAGCAGGCGCAAAAUGCCCAGAGCAGCGUGUGCUGUCUGGAGCAGUACGCUAAAGGCCAUUGUCUGAAUUCCUUGGCCUCUGUUCAACAGAUCUGGCGGCCAAUAACUGCGACUUUCUUCUUCCCAGUGGGACCUGGAACAGGAUUUCUCUACUUGGUGAAUUUGUAUUUCUUGUAUCAAUAUUCAUCACGAUUAGAAACAGGAGCUUUUGAUGGAAGGCCAGCAGAUUACAUGUUCAUGCUUCUGUUUAAUUGGAUCUGCAUUGUUAUAACUGGCUUGGCAAUGGACAUGCAGUUGCUGAUGAUUCCACUCAUCAUGUCAGUACUUUAUGUGUGGGCCCAGCUGAACAGAGACAUGAUUGUAUCAUUUUGGUUUGGAACAAGAUUUAAGGCCUGUUACCUUCCAUGGGUUAUUCUGGGAUUCAACUACAUCAUUGGUGGAUCAGUCAUCAAUGAGCUGAUAGGGAAUCUGGUUGGACACCUGUAUUUCUUCUUAAUGUUUAAAUAUCCAGUGGAUUUGGGAGGAAGGAAUUUUCUGUCCACACCUCAGUUCCUGUACCGCUGGCUGCCAAAUAGGAGAGGAGGAGUGUCGGGGUUUGGUGUCCCACCUGCUAGCAUGAGAAGAGCUGCAGAAGAUCAGCAGGGUGGUGGAAGACACAACUGGGGCCAAGGUUUCCGGCUAGGUGACCAGUGAAGAACUCCUGCCCUUGGAAAACAGCAACUCUUUGGUUUUAAUUGGAUGUAGGACCGACCCUUCCUGGUGCAGAGCAUGCUUAAGAACUGAGCUCUCUGUAGUACUGUUGGAUUUAACUGAUUAGAAAGAAUGUUUCUGGUUCAAGAGGAAAUUUAAAAACUCCAGAAGGGAAAAAUGUAGAUCUUGCUCCAGGUUAGCCAGUAGUGUCCAAUUUGAUUCUGCCAUUAAAAAAAGCCUUCUUUAUACAGUAUUGUCUGCCUGUCACAACAGACAUCCAUUGUGCUGUCUUGUUCCGCGAUGUGAUGGAACAAGCUAAUGGUGUUCUGUCUCGCCUAGUAUGUUAAAAGCUUUGUUGACCGUGGUAAGGUAAGAAUCCAGUGUGAGGCAGAUGGAUCAAACUAACCCCAAAGUUUAGGAGGCUGACUUUUUCCAUAGCUGUGCUUAAGUCCCAGGGUCUUUGGAAACAUUAUUUAAGUGAUAUCUCUACUGCAUUCAUAAAGCAAAGUACAAAUGUUUCAUUUCUAUUAUUAAGCUGUAUUUUAAGGUGGGGGGGUUCUUGCUGUGCAGCAUUUGUCCUACCUGCUACAGCAUGGGAUGGGCAAGACAAAAGAUAAGAGCGCUUUCAUUUGAAAUGGCAAUAACAGAUAUUCACAGAAUUGAAAUCUCUGAACUCUUUAUGGCAUGUUACAAGGCUUGUGCUGUUGAAACUGAAGUUGUCUGGCUUCCCCCCCCCGAGAUCUGUGAAUUCUUGACUUCAAGGUUCCUAUUUUGAUUGCAAAAUUGGGUAGCACAAAUACUACUUUAACCACAACGAUGUGUUACAUUUUCUAGUUCAUGUAAAGGGUACUGACUGCAACAUUAUGUUUGUUAACUGAAUCUUCAGCUUUCUAUUAAAAGCUUUAAGACAUCAAAGAAUCAAAGCUGGAAAUAAACUUUUCCAGGGUCAAGAUACAAUAGAACAGAUUGCUUUACUAUAGGACUCUUUCAUUGUCAAAUAAGAAAUUAUGUACACUGUUUAUUAGUAUCUGUACUUUUUUGGUAAAACUUUUUGACAUGGAGAAGGGAAUGAUUCUGUACAGUAGUUUUCCUUGUACUGGGUUCCUGUAGGCAGAGCACAGGGCUAAGAUCCAGGAAGAUGUAAUGCCAGCUUGUUACUGACUCACCACAUGGACUUGAGCGAACUUCUUACUUAUCUCAGUUUUCCCAGGUGUAAGGAGGACUCAUGCAUGUUUCAUAGCAUUCUUAAAAGGUAGCUGUCCCCCGCUCCCCUAGGUGGGAGCUGCUAGUGAGCAAGGUAAGGCUUAGGUUCACAUAGAUGACAACACUUAAGCUAGGAACGCGAUUACUCUAAGCUUAAUCGAGACUUCUAAAUUGGAAUAUAGUUGCUCCCUUUUCGUUUUAUAGUUGGAGGAAGAGCAGCACUGUCACUAGGAUGAGAUUCAAGACUGAAUUUCCCUUUAGCAUUUGUCUGUCUUUUUACUGGGUAGGUAGGGUACAGAGGGCUGUUGUGCCCCAACUUAGGUAUCUCAGGUAUCUAUAAGUAGGUGAAGUGAAUCUGGGCCAAAACAUUUUUAUUACUACUUUGUUUCUUCACUAAACCUGGGUUCUGAAGUUUUAAAAACUUGUAAAUACUGCGUGAUGUGAAACUGAGUGGAAAAUAAGCAGUCGGACUGGAAGUUUUCAGCUGGCUUGCUUGAAAAAAAUGCAUGCUCAUUUCUUCACUGCAACUCAAUUUUGUUGAUCUGGCUUGUUGAAAAAUGUAGAAAACUGGUAAUGAUCUUAUUGUGGGCUUAGAUUUUACAGGAACUUGGAGUUCAGAAAUCACCUGCCAUUUUUGUCUAUUCAGUGAUAAGUUUUAAAGAUGCUCUUUUGUCUUUCUUUGUAUAAAAUGGUAGGUAGAAAAGAGGACUGCAAUGUUGUAAAUACUAAUCUAUCAUUGACUGACAGCUGUUAUUUGAUGCUAACUUGAAAAGACUGAGCACCACCAUUUUUAUAGGAGUCACGAUGCAGCUGGUCUUUUUAGUCAUAUCACUGUCUCCAAAGCAUUUGUCUUCAUUUUGAGUCAGGACCUAACUGUUAAGUAAAGAUGCAAGAGUUUGUGACUCAGCUAAAACCCUGGCACACUCAAAUUGCAGAACAUCUUUGUACAGAAGGCCAGAAGGAAGGCUUGGGUGGGAGGAGGGAUGGCAAAAGUCAUUGUCCUGGCCCAGUGCACUGUGUUGGGUCUUGCUUUCUAGUGCAUCCUCCUUCUAUAAAUGAAGAGGAAAAGGUUUGCGAGGCAAAUAGACUUCUGAUAAAUCUUGAUUAGCUUUUGAGCUGCUUCAGGUCAAUUUACUUUGGCUUACAGAAGAUUCACUUCAGAACUUCAUAUUACGAGCGUAGUCUGUUUUUUCUCUCACUUGUCACUUGACCUGAAGCACUGUCCUCCAGCGUACACUGAAAAUGGCAGUUUCUUGUUAAAUGAGUACCUCCUUUCUUAUUUUGUACAGGUAACUUCCCUUUUUGUAACCAAUUUUUGUUGGCAAAGUUUUAAAUUAAAGUUUUAAUCUCUGUUACUGUCUCUGUUUUGCUAAAUCAUAUUUCAGCUUAAGACAAGCCUUGUGAUCUGCACAUCUCUGGGGAAUGUCUGACAGCUGUACUGUGACACCACCUCCUGCUUCUGAUAAAAGUACUCAAGAAAAUGACCUGCUUUUGGGUGGGAGUCUUGUCUUCUCUGAUCGGUUGCAAAAUCGUAAAGGCAUUUUCUUUGUCUCAGUUUAUUACCGUGAGUUUUGACAGUCUGUGUCCUUCCUGGGCUAUUAUCAUUUUACAGCUUUUUUUUUUGUAUACUUGAUGAUUCAUUCUUUAUUGUCCUCUGGGAGGAAGUAUCCUUCUACUCACCCUCAAACUUUGUGGGAUUGAUAGAGAUCACUUACUUUUCCAGGGGUAAGCUUGGUAUGCUGCAAUACCGUCUCUCUGUCCAGCCAGAUGUGCACAGCUGCCAGAAUUCCUUUUGAGGCUCUUAUCUCAACUGAUUUGGAGACACAUUGGGCAUCCUGUGAAUGACUCUUCUGGUCCUCAUGGUUCAUCUAGCUGCACUUUUCCUGUUUGUUACCAUAGAGGCACCAAAGAUGAUCAUGGACUUGGUACAUAAGGCACUGUGUGAAUUUGUUGUGCUUCUUGCACUGGAAAGUCUUGGUCCAUACUGAAUGCACCAGAUAGAACAGCAUGGCAAGUGUGUGCCUUUCAGUUUUGCUCCAGUUGUGUAAAAAGUCAGCGGAAGAGCCAGGAAUAUGAAAUCAAAUGCUUCUAAAAUGCUUCAUCUUUCAUUCCUAUCACUUUGUCUUGGCCACAGCUUUUCUCUCAACACAACUUGGUAAUGUGGUGUUGCUAGUGACUUAAUGAGAAACUGGACCUGUUGCUUCAUUCUGUCAUUUAAUUGUCGCAUUAGGAAAAAUGAGAGGCUUUAAUUUUCAGAAUAGCAUAUUGUUUGCAAUACAACAAUAUUGUAUUUAUAUAUCACUGUGUACCUUAUCGGGGGGAAGACUGCUUUGCCUUGAUGGUUAAGGUAGUGAACUGGAGAGAUACAUACUAAUUUACAGUCUGAAGCUUCUGAUGCUUAAGUCAACUAAUGGCUUUGUAAUCCUGUUCUGCAUCCGUAAAAUGAAGAUGAUUUGUAUUCUCCCUUGUUCUGUGCUAGGCUUAGGAUGAUGGAUCAAUUUGUACUUGCCAUAGUAUAGUGGAGCACUAAUUUUGAUGAAGAUGUUCUUAAUAUUGCCAUCGCCUGCAGUAGUAAAUGGCUUUUCUU